Messenger RNA from Rubroshorea leprosula, 1349 nucleotides. The record is from the annotation of a GenBank genome assembly. NCBI's taxonomy places the organism in Eukaryota, Viridiplantae, Streptophyta, Magnoliopsida, Malvales, Dipterocarpaceae.
GAGAGAAAACUGGUUAAUGAUGAUGAAACCGCGAGCGAGGUACCCAAAAAUGGCAGAGUAGAAUUUCAGUUCUUUUAAGGUCUGGGGUGUGAGCCGUCACAGUCAGUGUGUGUGCGAGGCUAUGUUAACGGCCAUGGGAUGAUAAUGAUAAUGCAGUGGUGGUUCAGAAACUUUUUUCCUUGUGGUUUUUUCUGCUGGAGGAUGACCAAACAUUUUAGGGAUUGAUUUUUUUUACCGUGUAGGUCCUGUCUUUGAAUUGGAUUUUAACCAUAAAAUAGGGGAGGGAGUAUCUAAAUAGGUAGUAGUUGUCUGUUUAUGGAGUAAAUUACCAAAAUUCAUUAGCAAAUGUUUUGUUUGAUAUUAGUGAUUUAGUGUUAUACUGUUAUGUUCUGAACAUAUUUAAAUCAAAUACCAUAGCAUGGUAGAAUGAGUGAUAUAUACAAUUCUCAGGAGAAUUCCUGGUUGAUCAAUUUUCAUGGUUUGUUCUUAUUCGUCUUCAGCAGAGUAACUGAUCAUGAUUCUGAAUGCAUGCACCAUGCCUUCUGGGUGUGUUUUCGUGAGUUCAAGGUCAUCAAAGCCCAUUCCAGGCAGCUCUGCUUUCCCAUCCAUUCCUCGUUUACCUGCUGAGCCACAUCAGGAUUCUAAAUCCUCUCCGGUUAGAGGUCUGCAUCUAUUGCACCUUUCUGCUGCAUCAGCCCCACUAUUGAGUGGGGAUCAUGGUGGUCUGUCAUACCCAAUUCCUUACAUUUCAAAGCAGAUCUAAUCUGGUUCCCCAAGCAUCAAAGGAUUUUUUUAAGGGUUUCAGCUAUCCUCCAAUGAGUAAGAAACCGAGAUGGUGGUGGACUUUGGCAUGCCUCCCCUAUUUAUUGCCUCUCCACCAGUCAUGGAUGUAUGCCGAGACAGCAUAUAAUCUACACCCCUUCUUGGAAGCCUUUGAAUCAUGGACCUCCCCAUUUCUUGAAGCUCUUGGGAGGUUACCAAGAUGGCCCUUUCUGGCAUACUUUGUCGUUGGAUAUCUCUGUGUCGUGAGGAGGCAGGAAUGGCCUCACUUCUUCCGAUUUCAUGUGGUGAUGGAUUUGUUACUGGAGAUUGCCCUGCACGUAACAGGAGCUUUGAACCAGGUGACCCCUGGUGCAGUCUACUGGGGUAACAUUGGGAUGUAGUUCUGGACAAUCUUCCUUUUUGGUUUCCUGUUCACUGUCUUGGAGUGCAUGAGGUUUGCUCUUGUUGGUAUGUAUGCUGAUGUUCCCUACAUUUGUAAAGCAGCAUAUGUCCAAAUUCCAGUUGAGCAUAAUUAGAUGUAAACCAGGAUUUUCUGUUCUUACAUUGAAUGAAGCUUCUUUUUCCGU